AUGGUUGAGUCAGGAAGACUCAUUUAUAUCAGGACACACCAAAAAAGCCUUAGGUGUGAAACAUACAGUGGAUUGACCGAUGCUUUAACUAGGGGAGAAGUAAAUCCGGUAACGCAAGGUCGUAGGAUAAUACUACCUUCGAGUUUUACAGGCGGAGCUCGAUACAUGAUACAGAAUUACCAGGAUGCGAUGGCAAUCUGUAGAUGGAUUGGAUAUCCAAAUUUAUUUAUCACUUUUACAUGCAACCCAAAGUGGCCAGAGGUGCAACGUUAUUUGCAAGACCGAAGGUUGAAAGCAGAAGACCGUCCUGACAUCAUUUGUAGGUUAUUCAAGAUGAAAUUGGAUGCCUUAAUAGCUUACUGUAGAAAGAACAAACUGUUUGGCUCUGUGGCUGGAGUUAUAUAUACCAUUGAGUUCCAAAAAAGAGGUCUUCCGCAUGCUCAUAUACUACUGUUUUUGGAUACAAAACAAGAAGUGGGACAAGUUGGUACUCUCGAAAAAAUCAUUUCAGCUGAGAUACCGGAUGAAAAUACAUAUGCAGAAUACUACAAAGCAGUUGAGGAAUUUAUGAUGCAUGGGCCAUGUGGAAAAGCACGGUAUGUUGUACCGCACAAUAGACAUUUGUUGCUUAAAUACAAGGCUCAUAUAAAUGUAGAGUGGUGCAACCAGUCCCGCUCAAUCAAGUACAUGUUCAAGUAUGUAAAUAAGGGACAUGAUCGGGUAACAACCGAGUUCUACAAAACUAGCAAUGAUGAAGACACUGCUACAAUCAUAGAUGAGAUUAAUAUGUACUAUGACGGUAGGUACAUAUCACCCUGCGAAGCGGUUUGGCGUUUGUUUGGUUUUGAUAUACAACUUAGGGCUCCUUCAGUGGAAAGGUUAAGCUUUCACCUCCCGAAUCAACAAACGGUGGUGUUCUGCGAUGACGAUCCAGUUGAGAACAUUGUUAAUAGACCCACAAUAUCACAGAGCAUGUUCUUAGAAUGGUUUGAGGCUAAUAAGACAUUCCCAGAUGCAAGAAAUCUGACUUAUACUGAGAUGCCAACGAAAUUCGUGUGGAAGAAAGAUGUUAGAAAAUGGCAGCCAAGGCAAAGACGUUUCGCAAUCGGAAGGAUUUUUUACGUACCACCAGCCACCGGGGAAAUAUUUUAUCUUAGAUGUUUGUUAAAUAAAGUACGUGGUCCUAGAAGUUAUGCCGAUAUAAGAACUGUUGAUGGUGUGCAAUAUGGAUCAUUCCGAGAUGCGUGUUAUGCUAGGGGUUUAGUUGAUGAUGACAAAGAAUAUGUUGACGGAAUUGAGGAAGCAAAUCAUUGGGCGUCUGGGGAUAAGUUGAGGAGAUUUUUUGUUACAUUGAUAAUGACAAGUUGUAUAGGAAAACCGGAAGCCGUUUGGAGUGCUGUGUGGCAACAUCUGUCUGAAGAUGCACAAUAUCAAAUACGAAAACAAUUGCAUAAUACAGAUUAUGUCAUGAAUGAUGCUGAGAAGAAGAACUUUACUUUAGUUGAGAUUGAAAAGAUGUUAUCAAUGAUGGGAAAGAGUUUGAGGGACUUUUCAGAAAUGCCAACGGCAAACUACGAGACACACAAUUUAAUAUCCAAUAGGCUCAUACAGGAAGAAUUGGCAUAUGAUUGUCUUGCUCAGGAGAAAGAUAAUCAGGAAUUGGUCAGUCAAUUAACAAAAGAGCAAAAAGGAGUUUAUGACGAAGUGUUAAAAGAUAUUGAAGGGAAAGCUGGGGGAUUAUUCUUUGUAUAUGGUUAUGGAGGUACUGGUAAGACGUUUUUGUGGAGAGCAUUGUCCACCGCAUUAAGGUCAAAGGGUGAAAUAGUGUUAAAUGUUGCAUCUAGCGGCAUAGCUUCUCUUCUAUUACCAGGUGGCAGGACUGCACAUUCUCGGUUCGCUAUACCUAUAUCUAUGAAUGAAGAUUCCACUUGCAACAUAAGUCAAGGCACCCCUUUGGCUCAGCUGAUUAUGCAGACCAAGUUGAUAAUCUGGGACGAAGCUCCAAUGAUGCAUAAACAUUGUUUUGAAGCCCUGGACCGAACUAUGAGGGAUUUGUUGCGCUCCAAAAAUCCAAAUAGUUAUGAAAUGACAUGCGGUGGUAAAACAGUUGUAUUUGGUGGAUAUUUUAGGCAAAUUCUACCUGUAAUUCCAAAGGGCACAAGACAAGAUAUUGUGGGGGCGAGCAUAAAUUCAUCAUAUCUUUGGAGAUCCUGUAAAGUUUUUAGGCUAACCAAGAAUCUACGACUAAGAAGUGUACAAUCAUCGAUUGGGGCUAAAGAAAUUGAAGAGUUUGCAAACUGGAUAUCUAAUAUAGGGGACGGAACACUUGGUAAUUCAAGUGACGGUGAAGCAGAUAUUACAAAUCCAGAUGAGUUAUUGCUUCGUUGUGAUGAUGACCCUAUUGCUACCAUUGUUGAUAGCACAUUCCCUGCCUUUAGACGUGGUAAUGUGGAUCUGUAA
This is a messenger RNA of Ipomoea nil (Japanese morning glory), 2460 nucleotides long. RefSeq lists its product as uncharacterized. Gene Ontology annotation, biological process: DNA repair; telomere maintenance. The transcript is spliced from 4 exons. Gene Ontology annotation, molecular function: DNA helicase activity. The record is from RefSeq and is a predicted model, not a curated record. NCBI's taxonomy places the organism in Eukaryota, Viridiplantae, Streptophyta, Magnoliopsida, Solanales, Convolvulaceae. Bases 1 to 2460 code for a protein of 819 amino acids.